CUCUGCGUCUCGGGAUGCCGUCGCCGUCGCUGCUCCGCUCUCUGCUCCGCUGCAAGACCCUGAUCACGCUGGCUGGCGCCCCGCUCGCCCUUCUGCCGCUGCCGCUUCUCGUGGCCACCCAGGAGGCCAGGUGUGCCUAUGUGAUCAUCCUCAUGGCUGUGUAUUGGUGCACAGAGGUGAUCCCUUUGGCAGUCACAGCCCUCCUGCCUGUCAUCCUGUUCCCGAUGUUUGGCAUCCUGGAGUCCAAAAAGGUGUGCAUGCAGUACCUGAAGGACACCAACAUGCUCUUUGUGGGGGGGCUGAUCGUGGCCGUCGCUGUGGAACACUGGAACCUGCACAAACGGAUUGCCUUGAGGGUGCUGCUGAUUGUUGGGGUCAAACCUGCCCUGCUGAUGUUGGGCUUCAUGGGGGUCACAGCCUUCCUUUCCAUGUGGAUCAGCAACACAGCCACCACCGCCAUGAUGGUUCCCAUAGUCCAGGCGGUCCUGGACCAGAUGAACCGGUCCGAGCAUGAUCUGGCCGUCAUGGAGUCUGCAGCUGCUGCUGGGCAGCACAGCAACGGCAAGGGUGAACUGGAAGGGAAGGUGGCUGCCUUGGGGCUCUCCACAGUGCCGGUUGCGAGCAAUGGGCACUUGCCGGACACCUCCAAGAUGUGUGAGAGGGAGGCCAAGAAGAGGCUCAACAAAGGGAUGACCCUCAGCAUCUGCUAUGCUGCCAGCAUCGGGGGCACAGCAACCCUGACCGGGACGGGGCCAAACCUGGUCCUCAAAGGUCAGAUGGACCAGUUGUUCCCUGAGAACGGCGACAUCUUGAACUUUGCCUCCUGGUUCGCCUUCGCCUUCCCGAACAUGCUCCUGAUGCUGACCCUCGCCUGGUUCUGGCUCCAGAUCUCCUUCAUGGGGGUCAACUUCCAGAAGACCUGGGGCUGUGGGACCCAGAGGACCGAAAAAGAGCUGGCCGCCUUGCGGGUGCUGAAAGAGGAGCACCGGAAACUGGGGCCCAUCUCCUUUGCAGAGUUCAACGUGCUGCUGGCCUUCACCCUGCUUGUCCUCCUCUGGUUCACCAGGGACCCUGGAUUUGUCCCCGGCUGGGCCACCACCUUCUUCAACAAGGACAAGGAGUAUGUGACGGAUGCCACCGUGGCCAUCUUCGUGGCCUUUCUCCUGUUCAUCCUUCCUGCCACCAGGCCCAAGUGUGGCUUCUGCAGUCCAAGCAGCUGCGACGUAGAAGAGGCGGAGGAAGCUAUGAAGGAGCCCUUCUUCCCUGCCCCGUUGCUGGAGUGGAAGGUGGUCCAGCAUAAGAUGCCAUGGAGCAUCGUGCUGCUUCUCGGAGGAGGCUUCGCGCUGGCCCAUGGGAGUGAUGCUUCAGGGCUUUCCAAAUGGCUGGGGGACCAGAUGACCCCACUGCACAGCAUCCCCCCCUGGGCCAUUGCCAUCAUCAUCUCCCUGGUCAUCGCCGUCUUCACCGAAUGCACCAGCAACGUGGCCACCGCGACCCUCUUUCUGCCAGUCUUCGCCUCCUUGUCGCAGUCCAUCAAGGUCAACCCCCUCUACAUCAUGAUUCCCUGCACCCUCAGCACCUCGUUAGCCUUCAUGCUACCCGUGGCCACCCCUCCCAAUGCCAUCGUAUUCUCCUACGGGCACCUCCGCAUCUCAGACAUGGCCAAGACAGGCAUCGUAAUGAAUGUCAUCGGUGUCUUCUGCAUCACCCUGGCCAUAAACAGCUGGGGCCGCGCAUUGUUCCACUUGGACACCUUCCCUUCGUGGGCCAACGCCACCGGGGCAUGAGGGCCGGGCCAGCCAAAGAGGACCUUGGCACGUGGGCUUCCUCACCUCCUCAGCCGCCUGGGCCCUGGAACUUCCCCUCCAGCGCUGGCCCUUUGGAGUCCAUGGGUGUGUUUUGGGUUGAGGCCAGAGACUGUUUGGAACCUGCCUCAACGGCUGCCUCUGCUGCUUGCUGAAAGGACCCUGAGGAGGACGAGGGACCCCCGCAGGACGGGCAUCUUCUCCUGGGACCAGCCGUCCAAAUGGAAUAAAGGACCGUAAAACAGGACAAGGAAGAAGUUGCUGCUGCUGCUACUUUUCACAGAAACAUAGAAUUGUGGAAUCGGAAGGGAUCCCCAAGGGUCAUGUAGCCCAACCCCCUGCAACGCAGGAGUUGCAAGUGAAACAUUCUCCUUUGACUGAGGGCAGGCAUAGGAAACCUUGGCUCUCCAGAUGUUUUGGAACUACAACUCCCAUGAUCCCUGACCACUGGCCCUGUUAGCUAGGGAUCAUGGGAGUAGUAGUUCCAAAACAUCUGGAGAGCCAAGGUUGCCUAUGCCUGACUUGAGGGAGUGGGGAGACCACAGGCCUGGCAAGACUCUCAGCCUCUGAGGGAGAGCCUAGGGACUCCCACAGGCCAUGGGAACCAGGAUCUGCUUCCUUCCUCCCUCCCGCCUGCCUGGGGCCUGCAGGUUAACCAUUGCACAAAGAAAGAGACACACGGAACAAAUACUUGACCCAGAGUCCAGCUGGGCAGCAGGCCCCACUCAGGUGGACACAAAGCACAUAGGAAGCUGCCUUAUACAGAGUCAAACCAUUGGCCCAUCUAGCUCAGUAUUGUCAACACUGGUUGGCAACAGCAACUCACCAGGGUUCUAGGCAAGGCUCCCUCCCAUCCUUACCUGGAGAGGCUCCUGGAGAUUGAACCUAGGACCUUCUGCAUCCAAGGCCAGGUGGCAUGCCACUGAGCAAAGGCCCAGAGCUUCCCCAGGUGGCCCCUUGAAACUUAGGAGCCAGCUCCUAGGGGCUGAGGUCCCUUCGCCCUCCCCCAAUAAAAUAUUUGAGGGAGCCAGGACCAGCAGCUGCAUGUGGGCAUUGCCAUUAAAAUGGUGUGUGUUCACUAUGCCAUGUGGCACUCUUGCCUUAGAAUGCCUUGAGGAAAUGACUCCUUUGCAGGCUCUAAGCCAGGAAGGUGGAGUGGCCACUGGGCUGGACGUGGGCAGGGAAGAGGGCUGGGGUGGGAAGAAAGACAGAACAGCCAGGUAGCCCUAAUAUAUUUAAUGUUGUUAUUUAAUUGCCUUAAAAUAUUAAUAAAGCACCACUUGUGUUUUGUAAAUUUUAAAUAAACUGCUUGUUAAUUCACCCUAAUGCCUUGGAAUGCAAGUUUCACAAGUUAACAAGUUCCACAAAUUAGCAGAGUUAACAUUCCCUUUUUAAACUCACGGCAGCGGAUGCAUUUGCUCAGGUUUGCUAGAACCUCUAUAAUAAUAUUAUCCUGGUUCCCCCCCCUUUGAUUCCCUCUGAUUCCCUCAGUCUUCUGUAAAAGUAUGAAAGAGUUUACUCACACAUCAUCCUCUUCACAAUAUGAUCCCAGAAGGCAGACUAGCUUAGAAAAGAUACAUACACUUGGAAACUAUCCCAUAGGGAAUGGGUUCCAUUGUCCUCUCUUGGCCAAGAGGGCAUUUCUGGCUAAGAGAUGCUGUUUCUUUGAGAGCAAAGUCAAAAGAGAGAGAAUAUGGCUGCAGCCCAGUGCUUUUGUGUUACCUGCCCAGUUGAAGCCACACCCACCUUGUCACAUGCAGAGGAAGUCUUUCCCAGCUCAGGAGGAGAAGUUCCGACUCACUGGUGCAAACAUCCCCUUUCUAUGUCCACUCUAGGGAUGUUGUACUUGACUGCUCUUGUGUUUCACAUCCCACAAUUUGAUCCGGCACUUGAUCUGUGUCUUUGCUGGGAUUCUUAGCUCUGCUCUUUCCAGGCACAUGUCCAUUUUUAAAAGCUGUUUUAUUUUUUGCCCCAGCGCUUUCCCCAUGAAAACCCACUCUUUAGUGCUCAAUCAGAGCAAAUGUCAAUCCAGCUUUCCCAUUUCACAGAAUCAUAGAAUUGUAGAGUUGGAAGAGGCCCUGAAAAUCAUCUACAGUACUCCAAUUUCCUGCAAGGCUGGAAUAUGCAGCUGUCCCAUAUGGGGAUCAAACCUGCAACCUUGGCAUUAUCAGCACCGCACUCUAACCAACUGAGCUAUUCCCAAUUGCUCCAAUUGAGCUUUAAAAAGUGGGUUUUCACAGGGAAAGCUCUGGAGAGGAAAAAGUGUGCUCAGACACAGAGCUUUAAAGCGUGGGGUCCAUGCCCAGAAAGAGUGGAGGAAAGCUAAGUGUGGAUAAGCCCUCAAUUAACCAAACUAACUCAAAGAAACUUAGCGCUCACUGUUUCGGUCGCUGCCAAAGAGGGAUUGAGAGCAGGACAAUGAAGGUCCAGUCCUCCGUCCUUAGUGCUGGAGUGGUGGGAAGCUGCCAAAAUUAUGAACUAGGAGGCUACAGAGAGAGAAGGCAAUGAGGGAGAGGGAAGUAAUUCAGUUUGUGUUGCUAUGAAACCUCAAAAUGAAGCCUCCUGCCCUGAGUUCUCUGCUUCUGUUUGGAUUGCAAACCUUGGGUGCGUUGAUCUUCCCCACUGUAUAUUGUUGUAGGUUUGGGGAGGGGUCUGUCUGGAUGAUGCCCUGAGUGUCUUCCAAUACUUGGGGGUCCUGUGCCCAGUGAUGGUUGGAAUCUAGCAAAUGAUACUGUUGUUGAACUUGUCAGACAAGUUUAUUGGUAAGACAGCGAGUGACCUUAUUUGGCCACUUGUGUCCUCAUCUGUAUCCCCAAAGAAUGAGCUGGGUUGCAAGAGCUACCACUGUGUUGGUGCCCUCCAGGCUAAUGAGUGGACCUUUCCUCCACCCGCCUCACCUGGCUGCUAGGUAGGCAAACAAGAACUGGAGUAGUGUGGGUGAGAUGAACUGGAGCCAGGCUGAAAGCCUGCUUGUUCUGUACUGGACCCAAAGUUACGACUAGUAGAGAAGAAAGAUCUGCUGCGGUGUUUGAUGCCCUUCCAUCUUAUGCUCAGGUUUAUGUAUGUGUAAAUAAAGCCAUAUAUCCCAAACACA
This is a messenger RNA of Zootoca vivipara (common lizard), 4899 nucleotides long. RefSeq names its product solute carrier family 13 member 5 (gene SLC13A5). The record is from RefSeq and is a predicted model, not a curated record. Gene Ontology annotation, cellular component: plasma membrane. NCBI's taxonomy places the organism in Eukaryota, Metazoa, Chordata, Lepidosauria, Squamata, Lacertidae. Gene Ontology annotation, biological process: oxaloacetate transport; succinate transport; citrate transport. Gene Ontology annotation, molecular function: citrate transmembrane transporter activity; succinate transmembrane transporter activity; sodium:dicarboxylate symporter activity.